AUGGCAAUUCAACCAGAGCAGUUGUGCCGAGUGCUGGAGGGCUCGUACAGCCCUAAUGCAGAUAUACGUCGUGAAGCAGAGGCGGUUUUGAAGUCUCUCUCUCCAACAAAAGGCCUUUUGAGUGCUUUGGUUCACAUCAUUGGACAUGAUGGGGUUGAUAUCUCUGUUCGCACUGCUGCGUCUGUGACACUAAAAAACGAACUGCGGCAGCACUGGGAGGAGAGCGAUGAAGUGAAUGAUGUAUCAAAUGAAGCAGCUUCCUCUCCUGCUGCUGCUGCUGCUUCUGCUGCUGCUGUUUAUGGAGAGGAGGAGAAGCAACAGCUGCGAAAUACAAUUUAUUCUAUCAUAAAAGCGCUCAAACCCGAUGCUGCACCUGUCAGAUUGCAGUUAAUCGAAUGCGUUCGCAUCAUCGCUCUUCAUGAUUAUCCAGACAAAUGGAGUAGUAUAUUGAACGAAGUUUGUGCAGAUUUGUCUGCAUGCAUGCCUGCUUCUAUGCUUGCGGGUCUUUCUGCUGAGGAACGAGGACAGCUUCAGGUGUAUAAGGCGAAGAAGUGGGCUUUGCAAAUUGUGCAGCGAGUGUUUACUCGAUUUGGAGAUCAGAAGAUGCUGAAAAGAGAAAGAAGAAAAACAGAGAAAGAUGAAGAUGCAAUGGCGAGAGCCUUUGGAGAGCACUUCGUCAAUAACUGGGCAAGGAGAUUAACUGAGGAGCUGCUGCUGCUGCUGCAGCAGCACGUGCAGCAGCAGCAGCAGCAGCAGGUGGUGUGGCUGUCUCCUCGUAUGCUGAAUCUAACGCUGCAGUAUUUAUCUCGUGCUGUUGAAAGUGCUUCCCUAUACACCCCAAUAAUAAAGCCUCAAGGAGAGUUUCUUGUUUUUCACGUUUGCUUGCCUUUAAUGCAUUACUCCAAAGAUGAUGAAGACACCUGGGAAGCAGAACCUGUUGAAUUUAUUCGAAGACAGAACGACCCCUUAGAGGCUUUCUCUCAGCCAAGAGAAGCAGCGAUAGAGUUUGUGAAGAAUUUGGUGCGGUAUCGUGCGAAAGAUUUUUUGGAGCCGAUGUUUGUGGCUGUACACCGCGUGUGCACGGAGUAUAAGCAGGCGACAGAAGCAGCAGCAGCAGCAGGAGGAGCAGCAGCAGCAGCAGCAAUAUCGCCUGAAAUAUGUUGUGCUAAGGAUGGAGCGUUAGUUCUUGCGGGUGCAGUAUGCGAUCGUCUUGCAUCUAAGAAGAGACGAGCACCUGUAGAAGAGUUUUUAUCUUCUUUUGUACUUCCUGAUCUGUGUGCAAGUAAUAAAUUUCUUCGGUUAAGAGCUUGUUGGGUAUAUGAAGUCUAUUUAGAUAGAGUAGAGAAAUGGAGAGAGCCUGCUGCUGUUAUUGAAGCAUUUAAUCGUAUGGUUUCUCUUCUUACAGACACUGAGCUCCCUGUACGAGUGCAAGCGGGUGUAUCUAUAAAGGCGUUUUUUGAUAUAGAGUUAGAACCUCUACAAGAAGUUAUUAUAAAUAAUCUUCAGAUAUUGGUAGAGCGCUUAUUUGCUUUAAUGCAAGAUAUUGAUAAUGAUCAAAUUGUAUGUACAGUUGAGCACCUCGUUAUAACCCAUGAAGACCAUAUCUCCCCUCUAGCACAGCAUCUUACUGCUGCACUUACGAAUGCUCUUCUCGCUAUGCUUGAUAGAGAAGGUGCAGCACAAAUCAACAGAGAUACAGAUGCAGAAGAUGAUGCGAGCUUCGCUUCUAUUGCUGUACUCAGCACCCUUAAAACGGUGCUAGGUACAGUAACAGAGACGCCUCAGGUGUAUGUUGAGAUUCUUCCUCAUUUAUUUCCCGCUCUCGAUGCACUGAUGGCUCCCAACUGCGUUGAUCACUUAGAAGACACUUUAUCUAUUUUAUCUUAUCUGACUUUUUAUCUUCCUACUCCUUUUACUCCAAAGCUCUGGGGGUAUUUCAGCAUUCUAUUUAAAGCUGUCUGUGGGCAACAGCAACAGCAACAGCAACAGCAGCAGCAGCAGCAGCAGCAGAUAGGUGAAGGGAUAGAGUGUGGCUGGGCUUCAGAUCACUUAGAACAAAUGCUUCCUCUCUUUAGUAACUUUAUUGCAAGAGAUCAAGAUUCAUUUGUUAAGGAAAAGGAGCAGAAGGAGAAUAAGACUGUUGAUAAAGCAACUAAGAGAGCCUUUAUUCUUUUCGUUUCAUCUCUCCUUAUCUAUGCCUUAGAACCAUCUAUACAGCUUCUGCAUCAAAAACAUAUCUUACAGCCUGUACUCACCUUUGUUCUCGAUAAUGCUGCGCUUGUCGAAGCAUAUCAGCAGAGGAAGAUAUUUGUCUUAGCGUUUGCACCUCUUCUCCGAGCUGUCUCUGCAUCUCCUUCUGAUUGGCCAGAGUGUGUUGUGAAUAAUAUGGAAGCUAUAGUUUCUUUACUGGCUACUCACGGUGUAUCACUGAGGGAAAUGAAAGAUAAAGCAGACGAAGGAGGAGCAGACAGCGACUUAAACUCUGAUAAUGAUAGCGAACAAAGUCUUGAUGACACCCAAGAUGCAGAGCUUCACGCAAAGGCUCAAUCUCUUCUUCUUAAACUCGACUCAGAAUGGGGCGAUGAUGAUGAUGAAGAUUGGGACCUUGACUUCGACUCGUAA
Messenger RNA from Eimeria acervulina, 2622 nucleotides. RefSeq lists its product as hypothetical. The record is from RefSeq and is a predicted model, not a curated record. Lineage: Eukaryota; Apicomplexa; Conoidasida; Eucoccidiorida; Eimeriidae. The transcript has 10 exons. Gene Ontology annotation, biological process: protein import into nucleus. Gene Ontology annotation, molecular function: small GTPase binding. The coding region runs from base 1 to 2622 and encodes 873 amino acids. Gene Ontology annotation, cellular component: cytosol; nuclear envelope.